Messenger RNA from Ctenopharyngodon idella (grass carp), 6073 nucleotides. RefSeq names its product murine retrovirus integration site 1 homolog (gene irag1). Gene Ontology annotation, cellular component: endoplasmic reticulum membrane. The record is from RefSeq and is a predicted model, not a curated record. The coding region runs from base 6 to 5510 and encodes 1834 amino acids. The transcript is spliced from 41 exons. NCBI's taxonomy places the organism in Eukaryota, Metazoa, Chordata, Actinopteri, Cypriniformes, Xenocyprididae.
AGACUAUGGCCUCAGAGAAGCCAAAUGGACACCAGAGAUCUUUGGAGGAAGACGUCGGGCCCCAUCUGCCCUCUCUCAGGCUCGUAUCACAAAAUCAUGGCUGUCAUGGAUGCAGCGUCCCAAGCCUUUCCAUUGACUCUGGAACAUAUUCACUGGAGCCCUGCCAUGUGCUUGAGAGCAGUGAAGAUUUUACAUCAGAGAGGGCUCUGUGGGAUUGUGCUGAAACAAAUGGCUUUUCAGAGGAAGAGCUUCUGAAUAUAACUUUUGAAGCAUGUGACACUACUGGCAAAGGAGAGGUUCAGGCCUCCAACGUGGUGCAGUAUCUCCAGGCCAUGACGCUCCAAAGCUCCGGCCAGGAAAAGUUGACCACUUUACGACACAUGUUGGACCCAGAGGACCAGGACCCACCUGUUAGCAGGGAUGUGUUUCAUGCCACCAUGAGAGAGUGGAUCGCUCAGUGCUGCCAAGAUGGAACUCCCGUGGAUAAAAACCAGGCAACAGGAUCAGCAUUAAGAAAAUUAUCUAGGACUGAAUAUCAUCUUCCUUUAAAUGAGGCCACGUUCACAGACGGAGCUGAAUGUCAUUGUGAGUCUGGAGAUUUGUCAGGUUUAGUGGCUGAGCUCAAGCACACGCAGCACAGGUUGAGGGAGCAGAACAGCAGCCUGCUGAGGAGCGUUUCUCAGUGUGAGGACACCAUCCUACAGCUCAGUCUGGAGGUGUCAGAGCUGCACACCAAACUGGCCAGUGCGCAGCUGUUUGUGGUAAGAGCGCGGUCCCUCUCAGAGGAGCUUGAUGAAAGCAGAAGUGCACUGAGGGAGAGCCAGGACAGAGCCGCAAGAGCACAGGCCAGCAACUCUGCAUUAAUAAAGGAAAGUGAACGCUUGAAAGCUUUAAUCCAAAUAACUGAAGAAAAGAAUGAAAAAUUAACCCUUGAGAAGAACCUUGCUGAAGAUCGAAUCAACAAACUUAGAAGAGAAAACUCUGAAUUAAGGGGAGAAUUAGAAGAAUCUCAUAUGGUUCUGGCUGUGAAAAACAGGGACCUUACAAAGAAAAACAUCCUGCUGGAAAAGCUGAAGGACACUCACUUUGAAAGUCACAAAAUUAUCGAGGGCCUGCAGUCAGAAUUGAUGAGACUACAAGAGCACUCACAGCAAGCACUCUUCAGGUUAAAUAAAUACCACAUCAUCUCUCGUGGUCCACAGAGGACGGGUGUGACAAACCAUCAGUCUCUGCACCAUGAGAUUCAGGAAGCUCAACCGUCCCAGAAUGUGGCCAUGGAGUUGAUUAGUGGCUCCCUCAGCCAGAUCUUACCCACCGUCCCCCAGAGAGCAGACAUCCAGAACCUCCACAAGAUCAAGCCUGUAGAGUUGUCCCAUAUACUGCAUGCACAACUCUCAGAGACUGACAAAGUUGGCAACAGUGCAAGUGAGAAGUUACAGAGACUCUCUCUGCAGGAACAACAACAGCAUGGAAGCUCUAGGCAUCAGCUGGUGACACUUCUAAAAGAGCUGGAGCUUCUUGAAGCUCCGCUGGUGGCGCAAGGACAGCACAAGACCAAGAGUCAGACGCAGGAAGCCCACAUAGCGGCCGCCAUCACCUGGUGGAGGGGCCAGACUAAGGAGGCCAAGAAAAGCCAGACUGCCAAAGAUCCACAAGAGGCUGUGGUGGACAUGCAGAAACAGAACCAAAGUCUAGAGGUUGAUAGAGAGUCUAAGCGUGGCAUGAGGGUGCUUCUCCAAGACCAGGGAACGAGCACGCAGGAAGAUGCUCAGAUUCAGUUUAGGGAUGUGGCUGUGAUCACUGAUUCAUCAGCAGAGCAUUUGGCCGAAGAAGACCUGCUGAAGUCCCUGAGGAAAGUGGAGGACAUGGUGGCACAGGCCUUACGGGCAGCCCACGUGCUUAUGGCCAGCGAGAAGAGGAUGAAGGAGAGGAUAGAGGCCAUCAGCAUGAGGGUGGAGAGAGUGUUGAGCAGAGCUGAAACAACUGAGGGUAAACUCAAUGCCCUGGAGGCCACGAUCUCUGCUAAGACACAGUCAUUAAUUAUGUCUCAAUCUAUGGCUACUGGCAUCCUGGAUUGUAGCUCAGAUGCUGUCACAUCUUUUCCCACACCAAAGCCUCUCACUCAGGAAAGCGCCCUCACUCCAUUUUCAUCCAAAUACGGUGGUUGUCUUCUGUACACGCGAGCAGAGGACCGCAGCAACAAGGUCAACAAAAUCCCAGAUGCAACCCUCCUAGUUCAGGACCCUGGUUCACUAUCUGAGCUUUGGCUGAAACGCGCUGACAGUGUUUGUUCUGAGCCUGUGUCUGCAGGUCUUCCAUCUUUGAGUCCUGAUUUACUCUGUACCAAGAGCUCAUUGCCGGAACCGUCAGCCUGUGAAGAUCCCACGCCACACAACAGACAGGAGAAUGUAGCUGGUUUAGACCGGCCAGCAAGCAGUGACAGCUUCUUCCCAGAGUCAGAGGCAAGUGGGAGCACCUUAGUCUCAAACGAGGAAACGUGCAGGAGUCCGAAUAAAGAAGAGGCUGGGUGUCAAGGAACUGAGCUACAAAACAGCAGAGGACAAACAGAGAGUUGCCAAAAAUCAGACUGUUGCGGUAGAACAGAGGCCUUAAAACUUUUGAACCAAGGACAGUCUUCCAAGUCAGUGGACAAUUGGGAUAACCAAGGAUUCAGUUCAUCAGGGGAGAACCAAGUAGAGGAUAUUGGGAGGUGUCAAGAGGGUACUGAGGAGUCAGAUUGCGCUGGGAGGAGUCAAGAGGAAUCUGAGUACAGUGGAAAAAGUCAAGCAAGGACAGGGAACAGUGAGACUCAAGAGGAACCCAAAACAAGUGACUCAUUAAAGAGACGAAGUGUCCAAGCCACUGAUCUUGCUCACACUCCAGGGGACCAAGAGGACCCAUCUGCUGUAUGUCAGCUCACACGCUCACGGGGUGAGCAAACUUCACUAAAGAGAGCCCAUAGUUUCGUGACAGAGUUUGUCACCCCUUUUAUCUUCCCUCACACACGCUCUCGGCCCCCUCUCACCCCUGCCAUGCCCACCCUGCCCGAGGAAGAGGAAGACUCCCCGGAGGAGCUCGACAGUACAUCCAGCUCGCCCUCCACAUACGCUCCAGUCGAAAGCAAGAUAAAUGUAACCAUGACUCCACCAGCUAUUGUGCUUCCAAGACAAGUCAGCAAGCCGGAGUCCUGUCCUGUUGAGAAAGCAAGACCACACAGCCCUAGGCCUCGUCUCUCCCGAAACUCUGCAUCAUCAUGUCCAAUCACCACAGUGGAUGAUGAUGGUCACGUGAUAGACCUGGUGAAGGAUCCACUUCCUGAGCUGAAGUUAUCUGAAGAGGACCGUCAGAAGAAUCUGGAGCUGCUCGAGGAGGCCAAGAAAGUCAGCGAUCGCUUCCUGCAGCGCAGGGGCCGCCGCUCCACCUGUAGCCUUUCUGACUCCCCCACAGCUCUCUCCCCGAACCCAACGCCAUGCUCCUCCCCCAGACCAUCCAGAAGCAGUUCCCUCUCUGCACCCUCACAACUAGGUCCUGAGGUCACCGCAACUCCCCCAGCAAGUCCCUCCAUAAUUCAGCAUCUGGAGGUACCAUCUACCCAUGACCAAGAGGAUACGAGUAAGCCGGAGCAGGAGACCUUCACGAGGCUAGUGGAGUGGAUGCCUAGCGACAAGAGAAAGGUGUCCUCUGGAACUUUAACCCCGCGUUAUGCCACCGCUGUACCAGCCAGAGAUCCCGCUGUGGUUCAAGAGAAGCCAGAGCAUCAUGGAGCAGUGGACAAGGGGAAGAGCUCUGAACACACAUCACAGAAAAAGGAGGAGACUCCUGGCCGUGGUGUCAGUCAACCUCCAGCUACAGGGGUCGCCAAACCCGUCCCCCGGCCGCCCACACAGCAAGCCCCGUGCACGGCCGAAAUCAAAACAAUAGGGGCCUUCCCACCUCUGAUGAGAGCCGUCUCCUGGGACACGGUGGGCUCCAUGAACAAGAGGAAUGCUGCUCCCAAAGGCGAGGAGAGUCUGUCCUUCCCUGACAAAUCAAGGGAGUCUCUGUUUAAGUCCUCCGGGUACAAGGACUUCCCUGUGCCACCUGUGAACGUUCAGAAACUGUCCACAUUGCGUGAGGAGCACAAACUGAUGCGUAACCAGAGCAUCUCCAGCUCAAAGCUUCCUGAACUGAGUGAAACAGCCGAGCAGGAACGAGGUGCAAUCAUCUUGAGUCCACCCUCUCCACUCACAAGCUCUCCCAGUGAAGAGGAGGCCAAAGAGAAACCUGACGCUAUGCCCAACAUUUCAGAUGUCAUGCUACGCAAGCUCAAACUGCACAGAGGUUUACCUGGCUGUGCACCCCCGCUCUCAGAGAAGGAAGUUGAGAACGCCUUUGUGCAGCUGUCCCUGGCAUUCCGCAAUGACAAUUACACGCUGGAGUCGCGGCUGAAACAGGCGGAAAGGGAGCGCAGCCUGACUGAGGAAAACACGGAGAAGGAACUGGAAGAGUUUAAAAGCAGUUUCAAGAGAACUUUGUCACUGUGGCAGAAUAUUGAUCAGCGUGAGUUUUACCAGCAACUCUUAGAAACCAUCACCGUAUUGCAUCGCCUGACCAACCGCCUCUCCAGCAGGGCCGAAAUGGUCGGAGCCGUGCGGCAGGAGAAGAGAAUGAACAAGGCCACUGAGGUUAUGAUGCAGUAUGUGGAGAAUCUGAAGAGGACGUAUGAGAAGGACCACGCUGAGCUGAUGGAGUUUAAGAAGCUCGCCAACCAAAACUCUAACCGCUGCUACGCUGGUUCAAUAGACACUGGAGAUGAUGGUGUUCCACGUACAUCAAGAUCAAUGUCUCUGCAAAUGGGAAAGGCUUUGCCCAGACGGAGAGUCAGUGUAGCUGUAGUUCCCAAGUUUAAUCUACUGAACAUCCCUGGGCAGACGCCAGCCACCGCUGGCCCUACACCGGGUGCACUUCCUGCGUUGUGUGAGGCAAACACCAUUAAGAAUGGCAGUUCAUCAGACCCUACACAACAAGAUGUGCCUGACAAACCCAGUGGAAACCCUCUGACAGAGCAGGAAAGUGAAGCAACGCCAACCAAAGUUGUCUGCAGUCCAGAGAAGAUUACAGAUGAGAUCAAAGCCAAGAUUGAAGAAGCGUAUAAUAAAGGAUACCAAGAAGGACUUAAGAAAUCUAAAGAAAUCCAGGAGCUGAAGGAGGAGCAAGAGAAAGCAGAAGAGAAGCAGGAAUCUGAAGAGGAAACUAGAGGAAAUACUGAUAAAGACAGGAAGUCGAACAGCAGGUUUGAGGAGGCACUAGAGGUCGUUGACCGGAUAUGCCCAAAAUUCUUCCGACGAAACCGGGCGCUUUGGAUCGUCCUCACGCUGUUCUUCGCUUCGUUUAUAUUCGUCAACAUCAUAAACUUCUUGAGUAGCUGCUACAGUGAGAGCGGAGACAUGUCUGCAGAGAAGUCCGCCGUUCCAGGCAAGAAGAAGUUUUUUGGACUGAACGUAGGGUCGAAGACUCCCGCCCCAGAAUGACAUGAUUCUCUAAACACGGCUCAUGUUGUUUCUGCCAGUCUUUCACACUGCAUUUAGUAAAUAGCAGAACUACCUGUUAUUGUUUAGGGACCAAGUGUGCUUAGAUGAGAUUUGCAUUGUAAACUAAAUCCAUAAGUUAUAUUACUUGAGGUUGGGAAAGUUAUCGCAGAGAAACGUUUUAUGCGACUAAUGUCACAUUUGCUAUAUGAUUAUACCACUCAAACCUUAUGAUUAAACUUCUCAGGUUUUGUGAAAUAUAUAUUUGAAACAUUAACUACGAUAUUUAAUACAGAAUUUGGUACAGUAUGUUUUAAAUUCUUUGCAUUUGUCUCUGUUGUUUAUUUGAAUUGACAUUCCAAGGUAGAUCCUGAAGUGCAAUAUUUGGCAGCGUGUAGAUGACGGUUGUGUGGGGUUGUGCCUUCAGAGCACUGACUUUACUAGUACAGAAUUUUUCACAAUUUUGAAGAGCACUUUUAACUAGCAUGAAAGAAUUCAUAUUUGCACAUGUGUGCUUGUGUUUACUGUUGUGCCACUUCACCUUGAAUAAAGGUGUUUGAAAAUCA